CGUCUCCCUCUGGCUUCGUCUUUCGAGUCUUUCGAUUUUGAAGGUACGGAUAGGUUAGUAUGAAAACGUUUUCUAGAGAUUUGAUAAGUAGUUUGCCAGAUGAGCUUCUUGCCAAAAUCCUGUCUCUGGUUCCGACAAAAGAGGCUGCUUCUACAUCGAUCAUGUCCAAGAGGUGGAAGAAUCUGCUGUGUCUUGUAGACAGCCUUUGUUUUGAUGAUUCGAUGGUUAUGUAUCCCACCAAGGAAGGAGUCGCAACAUGUGGUGCAGCACAUCGCUUCUUAGAUUUCGUGGACAAGACUUUUACUCUGUUAAACAAUUCUCCUAUCAUCAAAAAAUUAUCUCUGUCUCGCCGACAUGUAUAUGGCAGUCGCUGUCAGGCAGCGUGUAAGCAUGAUCAUGUGAAACUUUGUUUGGACCGUUGCAUUUGGACUGCUAUGGAGCGGGGUUUAUUGGAACUACACUUGCACGCUGACACUUGUUGUGGUAUUCAUAUAAUGCAAGAGUUGUUUACGUGCAAGACAUUGGUUAAGCUCACACUAUCCGGUAACCAUCUUAUUCAAGUCCUUGAGCGUGUUUUUCUUCCAGCGCUCAAAUCACUUUCUAUGUUAUCAUUUCCAGCCAUUGAUCAUCCGGACUAUUGUCGGCUCAUAGAUGGCUGCCCUGUGCUGGAAGACUUGUUCAUAAGUGAUGCUGAUCCUUUGAAACCGUCAUAUUGUGGUGAGCACGUGGAAAGUGAAACUAUCAAGCGGCUUGUGGUUUUUGUCAAUCUUCCAAAAGCUUAUCACCCCGAAGGAACUUAUUUGAGAGCACCCAAUCUUGUGCAACUGGACUAUUCUUGUUAUGUAUCCGAGAGUCAUUGGUUUGAAGAUUUGGAUUCGCUUGUCCAAGUCAGGCUGGAUCUCAGGUUAUGGGAGUCAACUUAUGAUUAUGAUUACGAUGAUGAGGAUGAUAAUGAGGCUGCUGCUGCUGAUGAUGAUGAUGAUGAUUCCUUUCAUGAUAAACAUAAGGUAGCUAUAAUUGGUGAUGUUUCACACCUAGUUGCGGGUAUACGCAAUAUUACAACCCUUCACUUGUCUCCUGAUUCUCUUGAGGCUUUUCAUUUCUGCUGUGAAUCCAUGCCAAUGUUCAACAACCUCCUUAAUUUAUCGAUCGAGAGUGACAAGGAAAAAGGUUGGCAAGUAAUGCCACUUCUGCUCAAUAGUUGUCCAAAUCUACACACUUUAGUCAUCAAGGGUCUUGUGCACAGAAUAACAAAUAGAUGCGGAGAUGCAUGUGCUUGCAUCCCUAAGAAGCAGAGGAAGAUUUUGGAGGAGGAGAAGACAAUAAGUUGUUUAUGGACAUGUCAAGUGAAGGUGCUAGAGAUUUCAGAGUAUGGAGGUUCUUUUGAAGAGCUGAACCAGAUGAUGCAUUUCUUAGGUAAGUUGAAAUGUCUAGAAACUGUUAAAGUUGGUGUUAACUCGGACAAAGACGACCAGAUUGAGUUCUUGCGAGCUAAUCUACUGACUCUCCCCAAAGCUUCAUCAAAGUGUGACAUCCAAUUCAGCUGAGAGCUUUUUCUUUCUCGGCUAUAUAUGCCAAUAUUUAGAUGCAACUUAAAUCGUGUAUGGUUAUUAUCAUUUAAAUAUCAUUGAAGUUGGUUACAAUUUGUUUCAUUUCAGAAGAUAUGUGCGUGACUUGUCCUAAUGCUAGUCACACUCUAGGAACCAUGAACAACAAUCACAUAUAAAAUGGUAAUCAUUCUUUAGAUUGGCUAACCUUGUUAAAGUAAACAAAGACUCUUUAACACUAGUUUUGGUUAAUGGUAACAGUAAAUCCAAAGCACCAAUUUUCAAUUUUCAGUAAAUAUCUUUCCAGAUAGGGACAAAACCAAUAUUUGAACGUCAGCUAGUCUAAGUUUUGCUUCUUCUUUUUUUUUUUUAAUUCCACAAAUAUCAUAAUUUCUGCAGAGAAUCUGCAAAGCUUACCAUCUAUAGCUUCUUCCUUAUAAUAUUCUAACUUUUAGCUUGCAGUUGAGUCCGCAUUCCCUCAUACUUAUUUGCGUGUCUUUGUUCCUCUUGUGAUCUAAAUGGUGCGAAGAAUGUUCUUUCCUACUUCUCUACCCUGGAUUAAUGAAUUCUACUCGCUAUGUGGACUAGAGAUGAUUAAUCUGUUUUCAUGAUUGAAUGUUUUUCUUCAUCCAGUUUGAAUCUCUGUCUCUUUAUCCUAUAACAACAAACGAAAUGGCUAAUGCACUACGCUACAGCUACCUAAGAGGUCCAGGAGGUCGGUUGCAGCAUAAACUGCUCGGAUUUCUUGUUGAAAGGUUAUAAUGAAGAUAUUAAGUGUCAUGAAGAAGACACAACACCGAGACAAGAGGGGAUUAGCAUAUGAUGCAGAUGCAGAUGCAGCGGAGCUCUAACCUUAAAAAAUGGAAAUGGUCACGUUGCUAUCGAUGUUAACCCAAUACAUAAUUCGCAGUCAGGACAUGUUCAUUCUUCCAAGUACAGCCAUAGCCUUAGCAGUAAGCCAAAGAGUGAUAGUGUUCCUCUGUCUCUCUUUAUGUCAGCGCUUAGGAGCUUCUCAAGCAGUGUAGGUUUCCUCGUCGUCACGGAAGAUUCUUGAGAUGAAUCUUUGUCUUGGAACUUCCAUUUUUUUUAUUGAACUUGUCUUUUCCACCAUACUUUCUCUUAUUAUCCUUGUUUUGGAACUGUCCAUUGUUGUCUCCAUUAACUUGUUCAAUGGCAUUGGACAAAUAAUUUGGAGGAACUUCUGCUACUUCAACACCUAAUUAUGUUUUAUGUAUUUUAUGACUUUAAUUAAUGAGACUGACAUUAGAAGCUGUUAUAUAAGUCCAUAAUUAAAUGAUUACACAGAGUCACAGACGAUUCACAUUAACACUUCUAUCGUAUAUAUAGGUAUCGACAAUGCGAAAGUACGUAUAACUCUUUUUUUUUUUUUUGAAACACAAGUACGUAUAAUUCUGUCAAGCAAAAUAUUCGAUCAAGGUCAAUACUACGUCGCUUUUAGCCAAAGUCAAAUAAUGACUUGGCUCUGAGCACAUCAUUCAUUGUGUUGCAUCGUAUGGGAACACUCCCUUGGGGCACCUCGUGCCGUUCACGUGCCACAUUUGCCAUGCACUUUCCAAUACAUUGGCUGCUUCUUUAACAUCAUCGGUUCUCUCCUUUCCCAUCAUCUGCGGCAUUCUCGUCGGUGCUCUCUGCAUUAUUUAUCAUAAUGAAGUUCUCAUUAAAAAGAUAGCUUUACUACACUGAUAAACCAUAUUACAAAAAGCAAUAUACUUAUAUAACUUAUCACAUCAAAUUCAUUAACAUCAUUUUAAAUCGGAUUUCACCUAAAAAAGAAAGGUGUUAAAUUAUUCCAUAUAAUCUCAUGUUUUUUUUUGACUAAACAUAUAAUCUUAUGUUAAAAUUAAUAUAAAUUUGGUAAUUGUUAGAAUUCAGGAAUAUAUAUAUGUUUGAGCUUGCUACCGUAUUUAGCAUUUUAAAUUAAAAAUACAAAUGAAUAAAUGUUUGUUUAAUACUACACAUAUCACCUCGGCUACUACCUUCACUACAGCUCUGAAAGAGUCAAAAAGGACUACUACCCUACCACCGACAGGACUGGCUGAGGGACCCCUGUUUCCCUGGAUUUGUUGGACAAUUUGGACUACUAGGAAUCAGCUAAUCUUUGAAAACAGAGUCUUCUCACCAUUGGAAACACUUACCAAAGCAAUAUGCUUGGCGCGCGAAUGGCAGGAGGCUCAGGUUCAUGGAAAGGUGCAGGACUCAACUACCCCGGCGCCGAACCGGAGAAUCAACGCAACCAACACCUUUGCUGGAGUCUCGGUGUAUACUGAUGCAUCAUGGAAAGAAGGAUCAAACAAUGCGGGGCUCGGCUGGAUCUUUACGGACCACCUAGGAAGCAUCAUUAUAAAAGAAAGCAAACUGGAGGAGUUCCUAUCGUCCCCUCUCAUGGCGGAGAGCCUAGCAAUACGAGAAGCGUUGCUUCAAGCCCGCCGGCAGGGCUACUCCACUUUGACAGUGUUCUUGGACGCUCAGACGUUAGUCAGAGCCAUCAACGACGGAAAACCUCUGAAAGAGCUGUUUGGAAUCAUCCAUGAUAUCCUACAACUGUCUCUUGAGUUCUCUGUUAUUUCCUUUGUUUACAUUUCUCGCUUGAACAAUACAGCUGCAGAUGCCCUUGCUAAAGGUGCUCUAAUAGCUUCUUCAUCUACUCAGCUUCCAGUGUAAUUCAUUUGCUUUUAAUUUAAUGAAGUAGUCGUUCAAAAAAAAAAUACUACACAUAAGUUUGGAGAGCUACAGAUGCCUAUAUACAAAUAUUUAAUUGAACAAAGAAAGUUUUUUUUUUUAAAGGAACAAAGAAAGGCUGAAUGGUGGUCAGAAUUACCUGAAUCUUGUGAUGCUUUAAGAGUGGAUGAUCCAAAGCUGGCUGCUUUCUUUUUGGUACACAAUCUAUUACAUCACCAUCUGGACUCUGUGAAUUAUUAUUUUAUAACAACAAAAGGGUAAAAUAUUUCACGUAUAAAUUAUACAAACCAACAAAUGCAUUUGAGUGUGUUAAAACUUAAAAAUACAUAUACAUUUCAAACCAGGAUGGUGAAGACAGGAGUCUUGUUGAUCUUGUUUAAGUGCGUUUGGAUCCUCUCAGCUCUCAAGCUACUGACUUGUCUAUGCGGUUUGGUAUAGUUAACAGCUGAGACUUGUGUACUCUUCUGACUUCGAAAGAGAACCAGAGAAACAAGGAAGAUUAGAAAUAGACUUCUCUUGUUGGAUGCACGAACAAUAACCUCCAUUGAUCGACCUUUAAAUUUAUUUUCUUGUAUUUAUCACAUUCAGUGUCCAAUGAACGAGAAAAUAUACAGAAAUAUGAAAUUGAAAGGAGGACAGAGUUUUAUAGGGUUAAGAUGAGAAGACGACCAUUUCAAGAAAAAUAAAAAGAGAUACUAUAAAAAUUACAAUAGCGAGUCCAAAAUAUAUAAACGUAAACUAUGUAUAUAAAUGUGUGUGUGUUAUAAAUGAGGAAGAAGAGAAAUGGGUGAAGCAAUAUUAUGAAGUGUAGAUAUGGAAAUGGAAGAGACGAAGCGGAAGCAAUGAGGUUUUCGAGAAGAAGAUCAAAUCAAGAUUCAUCAUUGCUCUGCAUCGGUUUCGUUUAUAUAUAUUGACAGAUUUACCUGUAUAUUCUUUCUUAUAACAA
Molecule: messenger RNA, 5193 nt
Organism: Brassica rapa (field mustard)
Lineage: Eukaryota; Viridiplantae; Streptophyta; Magnoliopsida; Brassicales; Brassicaceae
Product: F-box/LRR-repeat protein At1g48400
Molecular function (GO): protein binding
Source: RefSeq, a predicted model, not a curated record